Molecule: messenger RNA, 2283 nt
Organism: Agrilus planipennis (emerald ash borer)
Lineage: Eukaryota; Metazoa; Arthropoda; Insecta; Coleoptera; Buprestidae
Product: gastrulation defective protein 1 homolog
Exons: 8
Coding region: 179-2104 (641 amino acids)
Biological process (GO): regulation of DNA double-strand break processing
Cellular component (GO): nucleus; site of double-strand break
Molecular function (GO): protein binding
Source: RefSeq, a predicted model, not a curated record
CUGGUCUGAUAUUCUAAUGUAACAGAAAUAAACAAAACAAACUUAUCAAAAAAAAGCUGAGAGGUACACUUUUAUUGUCCUGUUUUAUUAUUUUUGCUAGUGGUUUCAUAAGAGUAAAGAAAAAGCUGAUGUAGAAUUCAUUAGACAAACAUAAAUAUAGAAUAGAAGUUUUGCAAUCAUGAACAAAAAAAAGAUAAACAUUGGAAAAAUAAGUUGCAAUUUUGGUCAAAAUGCGGAGGUUGUUGAAGCUACUGGAAAGAUUGGUACUAUUGAGAAAAUUUCCUCAGGGAUUCAGCAAAAACCCAUUCAGAUUGAGUCCCUUGAUGAUGAUAAUGAGCAACAAACAAUGAAGGACAUAAUGGGAAUAACAACAUUUGGGAAGAAAGCUAAAAGUUUUGAUGUUCAGGAAAUGAUGAUACAAGUUACAAAAACUGCAAGAGAAAUUACAAAAGUUCCUGAAGCAGAUAGUAAAGAAUCAGAUAACAGUGAAAGUAGUGAAGAUGAUGAAUUUAUAGGGCCUCCAAUACCAAAAUUUUAUGGUGUACAACCAGAAAAGGAAACUAAAAAGAAAUUAAAAGAGAAAUUAGAUGACAAUACUGAUGAAGAUGAAGAUUCAGACAGUGAAAGUGAAGAACAAAAGGGUUUAAUACCAUGUACUCACAAAGCACAAAUGACACAUGGAAAUAAAGCUGUUACUGCUUUAAGUGCUGACCCAAGUGGGGCACGACUGGCUUCAGGUUCUGUGGAUUAUGAUGUCAGUUUUUGGGACUUUGCUGGAAUGGACUCCACAAUGCGCAGUUUUAGGACAUUGCAACCCUGUGACAACCACCCCAUUAGAGUGCUUCGAUAUUCUGUUACUGGCGACUUACUGUUGGUUAUUUCUGGGGCAGCUCAGGCUAAAAUAUUAGACCGAGAUGGCUUUGAACAAUUAGAAACUGUUAAAGGAGACAUGUACAUUACCGAUCAAGCAAAAACCAAAGGACACACUGCAGGACUGUUAAGUGGAGCAUGGAACCCUGUAAACAGACAGGAAUUUUUGACGACUAGUGCUGAUGGGACGGCGAGAAUAUGGGACCUGAAUAACAGUAAAAAUCAUAAAACACUUGUAAAACUACGAUCUCAAAAUGGUUUGAAAACUUUCCCUACAGCAUGCUCCUUUAGUAGAGACGGUCGUAUUCUUGCAUGUGGUUGUCCAGAUGGGUCUCUUCAACUAUGGGACAUGCGAAAAAGUAUAGUUUCACCUGCAAGUUUGGUUAGGAAUGCACAUCAACAGGCUGAAUUUACUUGCAUUUCUUAUGCUCAUAUAGGUCAUUUUGCAGCGUCCCUUCUAUUAACGCGUAGUUGUGAUGAUACAUUAAAGGUUUGGGACCAACGGAGCCUAAAACAACCAAUCCAUAAAGAAGUAGAGCUUUUUGCACGUUAUGACACAACUGAUUGCCUUUUCAGUCCAGAUGAUUCGGUGUUUGUAACGGGAACUUCAAUAAAUAAAGGAGAAACCGAUGCAAAGCUGCUGUUCUAUGAUACAGAAACAUUCACACUGAAACACUCAAUUUCUUCACCCAAUUCACAUGUUAUCAAAAUUAUUUGGCAUCCAAAACUAAAUCAAAUAUUCGUUGGCACUGGAAGUGGAAUUAUAGAUUGCUACUAUGAUGAUAAAGUUAGUUUGAGGGGAAUUACCCUUUGUGCCGCUAAAUUGCAUCGACGAGUUAAACAUGCAGAGGUGGUCAGCACUCAGCAGGUCAUUACUCCCCACGCGCUUCCUUUGUUUCGUCAGGAACGGCGAAAAACAAGCCGGAAGCAGAUGGAGAAAGAUCGACUGGAUCCCGUUAAAUCCCGAAGACCAGACUUGCCAAUAACAUCCGGCCAAGGGGGUCGUCUGGCUUCAAGCGGAGGCACAUUGAGCAGUUACGUUAUACGAAAUUUAGGUUUAAGUAAACGUGUCGACGACGAUCAAGAUCCACGAGAAGCCAUUCUCAAGUACGCGAAAGAAGCAGAAGAGAAUCCUUAUUGGAUUGCACCCGCUUAUUCUAAAACUCAGCCGAAAUCCAUCUUGGAAGGUUUGGAAGAUGGAGAAACGUCAGCUAAAAAGCAAAAGACAGAAUAACUUAUUUUAAACCGUUUGUAAUAGUACUGCAAAAACUUAACGAAAACACUUGGUAAAAGUUUUGCCUGCUUUUACCGAGUGUUUGUUAAAUUCCAACAGUAGUUUAGUGACGUUUCAAUUUUAACUAUUUAUAAUAGUUAUAUGUAUAAUUGCGUUGUUUUUUAAUUAAAAUAAAAAUA